Messenger RNA from Acinonyx jubatus (cheetah), 12559 nucleotides. RefSeq names its product GRB2 binding adaptor protein, transmembrane (gene GAPT). The record is from RefSeq and is a predicted model, not a curated record. The transcript is spliced from 2 exons. Bases 2921 to 3778 code for a protein of 285 amino acids. Gene Ontology annotation, molecular function: protein binding. Gene Ontology annotation, cellular component: membrane. NCBI's taxonomy places the organism in Eukaryota, Metazoa, Chordata, Mammalia, Carnivora, Felidae.
UCUGAAGGAAAAAAAGGGGAGAACACUGGGGGAGGGAGGGAGUGUUGUUCAACUGAAGCUGAAGCAAGCUUUAAGUCGUGUUAUCUGAUCUGUGUAGCAAUUAGGAAAGACUCAUGAUGAAAAGAGGGAGUUGGACUAAAAGGAAGUGUAUGCUACACUUGAAAACCAGUUUCAAAAAUCCUCUUCUGAAUGCAACGAACAUUUAUAUUGUUCAUUUGUACUUGGUAGAACUUGAAGGAAGCUAAGGGAUCACCCAAUCCAUUGUUGUCUUAUGGAUGAAGAAAGCAAGACUGAGAAGUUCUGUUACUUGCCCAAGAUGCCAGAAUUAUUUCUUUUAGGUAAAACUGCUUUGUACUUAUCUAUUUUUAAGUUGAACAUGAUUUUUCAGCACCUCAUCUUUAAGUCAAGGUGUGCCAAUGAAAGACCAUUUAUAUAAUCUCAGAAAGUAAAAAUUCCCUACUUUGACUGGGAUGGAGCCCAAGAUUCAUUACUAACUCCCCUCUUUCUUACCACCAGCCUUACCAACCUCCAGACUCAAGAAACUCUAGAUAAAUUUGGAAUUCAACCAGCUGAAAGUCUGCCUAUAGUUGAACAAAGUGUUUCUCCAUCCAAAAGAGUAGACCAGACCAGUCUACCAAAGGAGAUGGUAAUCUGAAUGAAUAAAAAACAUAUCUUAGAGAUAUUAGAUAGAUUAUCUCAACUUUUUGUGACUUUUUAAAGAAUUGUCUUAUCAUACAUUCCCAAUUUCUUUUAAUUAACAUACAGUUUGCAUAGAGUGCACAAAUCAUAAAUAGAGAGCGUGAUGAAUGGUUAUAUAUAACCACCACAAAGAUCGAGAUAUAGAACGUUUCUGGCAUCUGAGAAGGCUCCCAGUCUAUAGUAAUCACCAUUUUGCUGUCUUCUACCAUCAUCUGUUUGUAGAUAAGCUUUCCAUGGUUUAAGAAUGGAAUCUUACAGUCUGUACUCUUUUGUGCAUAACUCUUUAAAGUCUACAUUAUAUUUCUGAGAUCCAUCUAUGUUGUUGUAAUCUAUUAGUAGUUCAAGUUUUUUAUUGCUAUAUGUAGUAUUCAGUUUCAUGAAUUUAUCAUGUUCUCUUUACUCACUGUAUUGUUGAGGGACCUUUGAAAUGUUUCUAAAGCUUUAGGAUAUUUUUAAUUUAAAGCAGUUAUAAACAGAAAUGGCCCUCAUUUCUGUUGAGUAUAUACCUGGGAGUGAAAUUCCUAGGCCUUUUUGUUUUUUUGUUUUUCUUACAUUAUCAGUUUUGUUUGUUUUUGUUUGGGUUUUGGUUUUUGUUUUGUUUUGUUUUAGCCCUGGACUGUAAUCAGACUUUUCUAAGUUGGCCAAUGAACCCUAACAAUGUACCUCUCUUUAGGCCUGACAUGAGUUUCAGGGGGCAGAUUUCACAGUUUAGAAUGGAACACCAAUAAGGUACUAUCUUUCAUAAUUCAUUCCCAACAGCCCUUCAUAACCUCCUUCCCUCAGGGGUUUUUGCCUGGAACCCUUCUAUUCUGCCUUGAUUAACUCCCUUUUAUUUUAUGAGCCUUAGCUCAGGUCGUGCCUUCCCUGACCAUUCUGAAAUGGAUGUCUCUUUUCCUUACUCCCCAUUUAUAAUAUUGCCCAUUUAUAAGCAGAGAGGACUCUCCGCUUAAGUGUGUCCUUCCUAGCCCUUAUCACCUUGAUCUGAAAUGACCUGUGGAUACAGCAGCCUCUUCCAGGAGGUUUCAUUGCUACAAGACAAUUCGUUCAUUAUGGCAUCCCCGCUGCUUAGCACAGGCACGUUGCCUGGCACAAUGUCAGUCCCCAAUCUGUGUUGACAGUAUUGCUCUUCUGAUGUCUGGUUGGUGUUUCAGCAAUGAAGUCUUCUUCUUUUAAAUCCCCUGAUACAAGGGAAAUCCUCUGGAGUUGAGAAACUUCCAAUGCAAUUUAAAAGGCAAAAUUUCCAUUGCUUUAUGAUCUCGUCUUUUUAAUUCAGCAUUUUCCAUUUUUAUACUCUGUGGAGUUGGUCUCUGAGAAAUGCUGCUAAAUAAGAGAUCUAUGUGGGAAACCUGUUACUCAUCCAAGCAAGCUAGCAAGUGUAGUGGUUUAGUACACAGGUGCCGGAGGCAGCCUGCCAGGCCACACUGGGUGGGUGAUGAUGUUACCAUCCUGCUUCCAUUUCCUCCUCUGUACCAUAGGGUGAAGAGCAGCCCUAUUCUCUGGAGUUGUUGUCAGAAUUCACUGAGGAGUACACCAAACGUUUAGGAGACUUACUGAGGUCCAGAAUGUGCCGGUUACUAUUAUUAAACAGUUUUUCUUUCUACCUACUAGAAAAUCACAGAAAUAGCGCAACUCAGAAUAUACUUACUUGGGGAAAUUCCUGUGUCGUCAAGUUAAAGAAUAUGAACACUUUCUGAUCCAAAAUUGGGACACUGGCUUGACAAGUGUAAAUGUAACUUGCGGCGCUGGGACAUAAUAUUUCAAAGGAGGACUCUUUUAGCAAUCCCGCGAGCAAACAAAUCAAUAAGACCUCUAUGUAACUACAUUUUAAAAUGUCUGUUUUUAAAAAAAUUUUAAGUGCAAGUGCAAAAAUGACUCUUAUUGACUGUGAAGUGAGGACUGUACCUUUUAUUUAUAUUGCACAAACAAAAGCAUCUGGGCUUCAUGCAUCAUUUUCUGAUCAUUUUCUGAUUUAGUUGGAGAAUUAUUACUUGAUAACAAGAAGGGCUGAGCUUCCUUUUUCAAAAUCUCAUGCCAUUUAUCUUAAUUCUGGUGCAUCUGAUAAGAACUUCCUCUAGAGCCAGGAAACUUUGCAAGUAUGAAAUAAUAUGAAAGGAGGACGUAAAGAAGGAAGUAACUGACCAAAGCAAAAAAGGGGAACAUCAAAGCAGGUUUAACCAAAAGAACAGAAGGGAGCUUGGCACAGCAGUCUCAAGGUGUCUGGAUGGCAGAUCGUUCAACCUUCUCUUUCUUGAGUUGUCUACUCUGCCAUUAUCUUCCACUCAUUUCUGCUUCAUUUUGUGAUUCAUUUAUAGAAAGGGAAGUGGAGUCAAGUAAAAUCCCCCCCGACAUCGUGCAAGUAUACAUUAAUGAUUGUACUGUAAAAAACAUCACAUACAACAAAAACGAUCUUCAAAGACUCCGUUUACUCAACCUCUCCUCUAAUUGUAUCAGGACUUUGCCAAAUGAUGUUCUUUCACAUCUGAAAAAGAAAUGCCUGAAAGAGCUUCCAAGAUUGCUUCUUAACUCUACCCUACAAGGAAUUACGCUGGUCUGCACCUGUGAAUUCAUUAAGGGCCACACCACACUACUAAACACUGCUUGUGCAGAAAUGUUGAAAAGCUGUGGAAAUACUUCAGUGGCCGUUUCUAUAGGACUUUCCCUUCUUUUACUGUUGUUGAUCUGUGGAAUUGGGUGUGUUUGGCACUGGAAACACCAUAACCCAGUGCAAUUUACCUUACCAAGGUUUUUGCAGAGGAGAAGCAGCAGGAGAAAAGACUAUGCUAAAACGCUCUCAGAUCCCCUCACUAUCAACUCAAGGCAUAAAAUCUCAGUUCAGACCCAAGACUAUACAUCUUCUGGAAGAGGGGUUAACAUGUAUGACAACUAUGAAAAUGUGGAAGUCGGUCCUCCCAGAGCUAAAGAAGAAACUGAUAAGGAACUAUAUGAGAACACUCGGCCCACCAAUUUCGAGGAGCACAUCUAUGGAAAUGAGACAUCAUCUCAAUAUUACAACUUCCAGAAGCCUAGCACUUCUGAAGUCUCUCAAGAUGAAGACAUAUAUAUUCUUCCAGAUUCAUAACUUUUCAAAACACUGGGUUCAGUUAUUAGAGGAUAAAUAUUCACUGGGACUUUUAUUGUACUUAUGCCAUUGUUAAUCCUGUUCUUCGAGUGAAACUCAAUGAUCUUUUGUCUGUCUCCACCCUUCUGAACCUUCUCUCUGUAUAUCACUGUGGGUUAAUCCCAGGGAUCCCCUUUACCCUCAUUUUGCUAGAUUAAUUCUACAUUGUGUUAUAUUGAUUCUUCCUUCUGUUACCUAUUAUCUUUUUCUUUUAUUUCUCUCUCUACCAUCUUUUCUGGCUCAAGAUUGCUGUCAGUCUCCUAACAAGUCUUUCUGGCUCUAGUGUCUACACAUUCACCCAUGAUGUUGCCAGAUUUAUCUUCAGAAAAUAUUUCCAAUGCUGCAUCACUCCUUUGCUGGAACCUCUUAGUGUCUCCUCUUUGCAAACGACAUGCUAUUUAUAAUUUUUUUUAAUUUUUAAAAUGUUUUUAAUUUAUUUUUGAGAGAGAGAGACAGAGUACAAGUGGGAGAGGGGCAGAGGGAGAGGGAGACAGAAUCCACAAAGCAGGCUCCAGGCUCUGAGCUGUCAGCACAAAGUCCGACACGGGGCUCAAACCCAUGAAGCACGACAUCAUGACCUGAGCCGAAGUCAGAUGCUCAACCAACUGAGCCACCCAGGCGCCCCAAUGUACUAUUUAUAAUCUAACUCUAGGACUUAUGAUUUCCCACAGUUGGUUCCAGUUUACUUUUCCAGUGACUCCUACUAAUUUCUCACUUGUCUGCUUUCCUCAUAAUCAUAUGAGAAUUGCCAGACCCAUCCCUCCUCCAUGGCUUUGUUGGUCUGCCCCCUUUCAAGCCUGCCUCGUAUGGUAACUUCUUCCACAUGUCUUCUGAGUUAUUCCAAACCUGCCUUUACCUUUUUCUUUUCUUAUUUCCUAUAGAUUUUUCUGCCUGUUUAAGUCUCUGGGAAUUCAAACAUAUGAAUGUUUUCUAUGGCAUUUUACUAUUUAAUGUCAUAUGAGAAUGUCUUAAAUUCCUUGCUAAGUAAUAAGGAAGUGCCUCAUAUUCCUAUUUUAACUCCAGUGCCUAGACCAUUAUAUGAGGCAAUCAGUAUUGUUCAAUUGACAAGAAUUAAGGUGUGUAUUUUGCUCAGCAGUUUGGAGAAAAAUCUAAUAAAUUCAUUCAUUCAAGAAAUAUUUUUCAAGUAUCAUCUAUGUACUUUUACUCGGCACAUGGAAGGGGUAAAACGUAUAAGGAAAGACAUGGGUCUUGAAUGCAUAUUGUCUAGUAGGAAAGAAAAGACAAUAAAUAAACAAAUAUGCACUUCUUAAGCUGUAGUAUCUUAUCCCUGAAGUCUUCCUUUGAUAUGCUGUCCUGAAUUGAUCAGGCUGAGACUCUGCAAGCUGUAUUUUUCCUUUGCCAAGUGGACCCAUAUAGGGCUCUGUUCAAAGGGAGCAUCGUGGAAGACUGGUAGACGAUUGGAACCAAAAGGGACUUACUCUUUCUCCUUGGGGCCCUGGCAGGUACCAUUGCCAUGUAAUUUACUCCAGCAUCACCAGUUCUUUGCACUUUCUAGUUUCUUCCAGCAUUCCCAGAAUCAGCUCAAUUGCACACUGUCAGAGGUAACAAGCUCACCUUAGAAUCUGAGAGGCAGCUCUUCAGAGCCUCCUCUGGAGGAGACAGAUGAGACCCUCUGAGCUUCAAGUCCAAGCCCGAGGCAUGGGUGCUCUCUCCUGCAGUCACUGUCUUUGUGGCACCUCAGUGUCCUCUUUAUAUCCUUCCAGUCAACUAAUACCUUUUUGCUAAUUCUCUGUAUUAAAUUCUCCCUCUUAAACCGGUAAGCUUUCUGUUUCCCAGGGUGGACCCCAGUAUAUAAAUAAAAAUGCUUUGAAGAAAAAAAAAACUUUUGUUUUUGAGAGCAAUAGGGUUGGGUAGGGAAGAAUUUUAAUGGAAUGGUCAAAAGAGGCCUCUCUGAAGACACACUUAAGAUGGGACUUAAGGGUGAAAGGAGUUAUCUGUGAAAGUGUGAGAUGGGUAGGGGUGUGAAAAGCUUUUGAAUUUAAUUUAGACAGGGGUGGCUACAGUGCAGAUAAAGCCAUUGACAUAGCUACCUUAAUCUUUGGAGGAACUGCCACAGGACUUACUGAUGGACUCAGUAUGUAUGUUUGGUAGGGAAGGGUUAAGAUUGGGGAUUGUAACAGAGAAGUCUAGAAGAACCACCUUAUUUCUGGCUGGAGCAGCAGGGGCGAUAUAAAGCAUUUCAGUGAGAUGAGGAAGACUUACAGUGGAAACUGUUUUGGAGGCUGUGUCAGGAAUGACUUGGGCUCCCAGUAACAGAAAAGCUGACUACAUUGACUUAGGCAUGUACACCUUCAUUUAUUUCAAAUAAUAUGGACACUGAAGUGAGGCCCUUGAAGGCUAGUGUAUUAGGCUAACAGUACCAUUAGAAAUCCAUGUUCUUUCUCUAUUUUCUCUCUGCCAUCCUUAGUGCUGUAACUUUCAUCCUCAUUUGUAUUAGCUCAUGAUCACCAAAUGAUUGUGGAACGUGCAAGCCUUACAUUUGUGUUCUGGUCCUGAAGGAUAAAAGGAAAAGACCACAUCAGGAGAUACCUAUUUAUAUGUCAUUGACCAGAAUGGUGUUACAUGCAUACAUGGAUACCACCAGGUAUGAGUGGAGGAGAAAUUGAAUUUUGACCUUAGGAAAGGAGCCAAGGGAAAAAGAAAGUUGUAAAUAGAAUGUAAGUCAGUCAACCUACUACCAAAGGGGAAAAAUCAAUUUUGGACCUGUUUAUUCUGACAUGUCCUGAGACCCAAGUAAAAAUCCCCAAUUUGCAGUUGUAUAUACACAUUUGAAUUUUGGAGGAGAGCUCCUAAGUGGAUAUGUACAUUCGAGAGCCAUCAGGAAGCAUUUAGGUGGUAUCUAGAGGAACAGGGAUUUAUGUGAUGACCUGGAGCAAAGAGUAGAGAACCAAUAGAAAAAGGGAUGCAAUGCAGAAGUCCCCCUCAAACUGCAGUAUUCUGAUGUUAGGUCAAUGAGGGGAAUAUAGCAAAGAAGCCUGAGAAAGAAUGGCCAGUGAGGAGGGUAGUAAAUUCUUAAUGAUUUUUUUUUAAAUUUUUUUUAACGUUUAUUUAUUUUUGAGACAGAGAGAGACAGAGCAUGAAUGGGGGAGGGGCAGAGAGAGAGGGAGACACAGAAUCGGAAGCAGGCUCCAGGCUCGGAGCCAUCAGCCCAGAGUCUGAUGCGGGGCUCGAACUCAGGGACCGCGAGAUCGUGACCUGAGUCAAAGUCCGACGCUUAACCGACUGAGCCACCCAGGGGCCCCUCUUAACGAUUUUUAAGAAUGGUGGUUGAUACUGUGAAAUAUAUAUGUUGACACAUCCAUUACAGGUCAUUUUCCAGAGAUAGGAUGAAUAUUUGAUACUUGUUUAUUCUCUUUGGCCAGAAAAUAUAGUAAAAGGACUGUGUAGAAGUAUUUAGACCGUGAUCUUUCACCACUUCUUGUCUUGACUACUUUUUAAAAAUUAAUUUUAAGUUCUUUAUCAAUUGAAAAUCUCUUCCUACUUUUCUUACUAGCAGGUUUUGGUGGGGGUGGGCAAAGGGAACAAAGGAGAUUGUCAUUCACCUUCUCUUUUUACAAUACAUACUCUUCUUCAUCCCUUCUCUGGUUUUGAGUCCCUCUUCUCUUUUUCCUUCUUUCAUUUCCCAUUCCUCCCUCACUUCUCCACCUCACCCUCCCCCACACACCCUCUUUCUUCUCUCUCCGUCUCUCUCUUUGUGUCUGUCUCCUUCGUAUUUUUAUCUGCUUCUUGCAUCCUUUAUUAUAAUAUUUCUCCAUCUUCCUAAAAUCUGAAAAGUAAAAAUGUCCUUGAGAGGUAAAGAUAGUAAAAUCUUUCUGCAUCUAUUGAGAGCAGCAGUUUGUAUUUGUGUUUUAUUAUUAGAAAAGUGACCACAUGUACCACAAUUAAAGGAGGAGAGAUGUCAGGGGUGAGGGAAAGGAGACAGUAGCAUCAAAUAUAAUGAGUGUAGUUUUCCUGUAUACUCCCAGAAAUGCAGGCAAGUUCAUAUCCUGUGACAUGCAGCUAAUCUCUGUGAGACACCAUGGACAACAUCCAGCAACAAUGAACACCUGGCUUCUUCAGAUUGCUCUCAGCCUUCAGCUUGAAACAUUCACCUAAGUCUGCAUUAUACAUCAAUAUAAAAGUAAUAAGAAUAUACCCCAAUAAUGAGGUAGAGUAAUAUACCCCAAUCUAUUAUUGGUCUCCACAGCAAAGGGGCCAUUACUUAACCCACUGAAAACCUUGCUUUACAACAUCUCAAGCCUUGUCAUACUUUAUGAAUUUUCAUCAUUGAGUGACAAGCUAUUGAACAAUAUUAAAAUGAUAUUUUGACUUAUGUUUUGCUUUUUCUGUUUGGGGGACGAUAAACAUGUCAGAAAAUCACUUUGGCUGUUUUUGUUACUGUUAAGAAAUGAGUAUCUCAGACCAGAACAAGGGGGAAAAAAAGAGAUACCGCUUCUAUUUUUGAAGUUCUGAGAGUCAUUGGCCAUAGGUUGUUUUGUACUAGAUUAUAAUCAUCAGCUUUCUUUGCUCUGGAGUCAAGAAUGGGAAGCUUCCAGGUAGCAGGAGACUCCUAAAAGACAUCAGAGGACUGUUGUUUGUAUUUUAAGGAUACUAUUUCAGGAAACUAAGCUCUUCUGGUCAAGAAGUGAGUGAAAUAUGGUCACUUAAUCAGGUAUUGGCAUCAAGAGUGAUGCUCACCUCAUAGAAAUUUUUGGAAGAGUUUGAACAGAACUGAUAUUUCUUCUCUAAGUGUUUGUAUCAGCCAGACUAUUUGAGGCUGGAAUUUUCUAUAUGAGAAUUUUCUAAAUUCAACUUCUUUAAUUGAUAUAGUAGUAUUAAGUUAUCCUUGAAUGGACUCUGGUAGUUUCAUCUUGUAAGUUGUUGAGUUUAUUAUUUUUAAGUUAUUCAUAACAUUUCCUUAUUAUCUUUUUAAUAUCUACAUAUGACAAUAUCACCUCUCUCAUUCUUGAUAUUGUCUUCUCUCUCUUUUCAAAUGGUUUUAUUGAUUUUCUUUAUUGUUUGUAGGUUUCCUUUUUCAUUGAUUGCUGCUCUUUAUUAUAUUUUUUUCUGCUUAAUUAGCUUUACUUAGCUUAUCUCCUUCUAGUUUCUUAAAGUGGAAGCUGAAGUCAUUGGUUUGAGUCCUUUCUUCCUUCUCUGUAUAGAUGUUUAAGACUACACAUUUUUCUGAAAGUGCUGCUUUAAUUGCAUCUUACACAUUUUGACAUGUUUUUAUUUCUAUUUAGAAAAAAUACUUUCUAAUUUCCCUUUUUAUUAUUUUGGACCUUGGGUUAUUUAGAAGUUUGUUAUUUAAUUUACAAAUGUUUGAGAAUUUUCCUUAUUUUUUUACUGAUUUAUAAUUUAAAUUCACUGUGGUUAGAGAACAUAUUUAAUAUGUUUUAAAUUCUUUUAGAUUUGAAAUUUGUUGUGCAGACUAAAAUAGGGUUUAUCUUGGUAAGUGUUUUAUGUGAACUGGAAAACAGUGUAUAUUCUGCUAUUGGGUGUAGUAUGCUAUAAAUGGCAUUUAGUGCCAAUUAGUUCAAGGUGCUUGACAGUAUGGUUCAAGUCCUUUACAUUCUGUUUUUAUUGAGAUACAAUUUACAUGCCAUAAAUUUUAUCUUUUUAAAGCACACAAUUUAGUGGUUUUUAGUAUAUUCACAAAGUUGUGCAAAUUUCAUCACUGUCUAAUUCCAGAACAUUUUCAUCAUUCCCCAAAGAAAUUCCCUUGGCAGUCACUCCCCAUUUUCAUUUCUUUCAUCUCUUAGUUCAGCCUACUAUUAACAUAAAUAUCACAGAUUGGUGGUUUAAAAAAAACAUUUAUUUCUCACAGUUCUAAACUCUGUGAAGUCCCAAGAUCAAGGUGUCACCAAAUUCAGUGUCUGGUUAGAGCUCACUUCCUAGCUCUUAGAUUGCCAUGUUUUCAUCGUGUCCUUACAUGGUGGCAGGUGGAGGGAUCUCCCUGAGAUCUCUUUUAUAAGGGCACUAAUCCUUUUUAUGACCUAAUUACCUCCCAAAGUCCUACUUCCAAAUACCAUUACAUUAGGUGUUAGGUUUAAACAUAUGAAUUGGGGAGGACACAAAUAUUCAGUCAUAUCACCUGGCAACCACUAUUCUUUGUGUCUGUAUAGAUUUGACUAUUCUAGUCAUAUAAAUAUAAUCAUAUAAUAUGUGCUCUUUCAUGACUGACAUCUUUCACUUAAUAUAGUAUUUUAGCAUAUAUCAGUAUUUCACUCCUCUUUAUGGUUGAAUAAUAUUACAUUGUAGGUAUGACCAUGUUACAUUUGUUUAUCCAGUCAUCAGUUGAUGGGCAUUUGUGUCAACUCCUCUACACUCUUACUCAUUUUUUUUUGUCUACUUACUAAGAGAUGACAGUUAAAUUUUCUGAUUAUAGCUGUGGAUUUUAUCUGUUUCUCCUUAUACUUUUAUCUUUUUUAUAGCUUUUGCCUUACGUAUUUUAAAGUUCUAUUAUUUGGUGAAGAAACAUUAAGUAUCAUUAUGUCCUCUUGAUUAUUUGACCCCUUUGUCAUUAUCCAAUCACAGCCUUUAUACUUGGCAAUAAUCUUUGCUCUGAAAUAUCCUUCAUCUGAUACUAGUAUAGCCAUUUCAACUUUCUUUUAAUUAGUGGUAGCAUGGUAUAUCUUGUUCACCCAUUUACUUUUAACCUGUUUGUGCCUUUAUAUUUAUAGUGCAUUAUUUUGUAGGCAGCAUAGAGUUAGGUCUUGCUUUCAUAUCCAAUCUGACAAUCUCUGCUUUCAUUUGGGUUAUUUGUACCACUUACAUCUAAUGUGAUUAUUAUUAUGGCUUUAAAUAUGACAUCUUACUGUUUACUUUCUAUUUGUUCCAACUGUUUCUUAUUUUCUUUUUUCCUCUCAUUCUUCCUUCUUUUGGAAUAAUUGCUUAUUAAAGCUAAUUUCAUUUUAUUCCCUUUUUGGCUUAUUAGUUCUAACCCUGUGGGGACAUUAGUGGUUGUAUUAGAAUUUAUAUUACAUGUUUAGCUGUCAUAGUCCACAUUCAAAUUAUAUGUCACUUCAUGUAUAGUAUAAGAGCCUUACAAAAGUAAACUUCCAUUGUUUUCCCCUAAGCCUUUGUGCUGAAUUUCUCAUACAUUUUACCUCUAUAUAUGUUAUAAACUUAUAUUUGUUAUCAAUACAUUGAUCUUAUUUUUGUUUAAGCAGUCAAUUAUCUUUUUUUUCAAAUUUUAAAUAUUUUUUUAAUUUAUUUUUUGAGAGAGAGGCACACACAGAGUAUGAGUGGGGGAAGGUCAGAGAGAGAGGGAGAUACAGAAUCUGAAGCGGGUUCCAGAUUCUGAGCUGUUAGCACAGAAUUUGACACGGGGCUUGAACUCACAAACGGUGAAAUCAGACCUCAGCUGAAGUCAGAUGCUUAACUAACUGAGCCACCCAGAUGCCCCCAGUCAAUUAUCUUUUAAAUAAAUUUAAAUUAUGAAAGUCUUUUCUAUUUACCCACCUAGUUAACAUUGUUGUCAUUUCUUCUUCUAGAUCAUUAUUUCCAUAUGAUAUCAUUUUCCUUCUGUUUGAAGGACUUUUACCAAUUCCCAUACUGAAAGGCUGCUGAUGCUGAAUUCUUUCAUAAUUUACAUAUCUGAAGAAAUUUUGAUUUCAUCUCAUUUUUGAAAUAUGUUUUUGCUGGGUAUAGAAUUCUAGGUUGACAGUAAAGGUAUUGUUUCAUUGUCUUCUGGACUGUAUUUUUGUCUAACAAGAAGUUCAGUUUUAUUCUGAUCACUGAUCUUCUGUAUAUAAUGUUUCCUUUUCUCCUUGCUGCUUCUAAAAUUUUUGUCUUUCUCGGUGUUUUUCAGAAAUUUGAUUACAGUAUACUUUGGUAUGGCUUUUUUCAUAUUUUUGUGCUUGGGUUGUUCUGAAGCUUCUCAGAUUUAUGGUUUUAUAGUUUUCAUCAAAUUUGAAAGUUUUUUUAUUAUUAUUUCUACUGGGUUUUUUUUUAUCCCUACUCCCUCUCUCUCCAUUGGAAAGUACACUAUGUGUAUACUAGGCUUUUUUGAUAGGCUGAGAAUGAAGUAAUUGCAGAAUAUCCAGAUUAUAGGGUUUAGCAAAUGGUUACAAAGUAAGGAUUAUAGCUCAGAAAUGAGAUCAGGGAUGAAACAAAGAUUUGGGAUAUAUCUGAAUAGAGGUGGUAGAUGAAACUCCACAAGUUUUUUGAUUCCUUUGAAUGAUAAUGAUAUAAAAAGUAGACAGAGUGGUCUGCCCUUAUAUCCUGGUUGUAUGUAGAUGAUUGGCUACUAGUAAAUACAUUGAUAAUUGCACACACCCUCACUAUGGAAGUGUAUUUAUUUACAUUAUCAGUAGCCAGUCCUCAAACUGCCUAAUUUGGGGAUGCUAUAUUCUCUCAUCCUUGACUGCUGUUCCCUAGAUAUUCAUUUUGUGAACUUCUCAUUUCAUUUAGCUCUCUGAUCAAAUGACACCUACUGAGAGCUGACAAACCAAUCUGAAGCAGCCCCCACUAUUACUCUCUGAACUUUUUAACCCUGUUUUACUUUCUGUCAUAGCACUUAUAACCACCUGGCAAAUGUUAGUGGUAUGAUUUUAAUCUGUUCUCUCUACCUAGAAUCUAAGCUCCAUGAAAGCAGAAAUAUUUCUGUCUUCCUGCUUGAUCACCAGUACUUCACUUAUAGGAUAUGCUUCGUUAUGUGUACUAACCAAAUUAGUGAUUUUUUUUCUUUAUGACUAACACUUGUAGUGAAAUUACUGAACUAUUUUGGAAAAUAUCAUA